Neofelis nebulosa (Clouded leopard) is the source of this 9864-nucleotide messenger RNA. It is a transcript of the gene ABCA4, whose product is annotated as ATP binding cassette subfamily A member 4. Bases 123 to 7085 code for a protein of 2320 amino acids. The record is from RefSeq and is a predicted model, not a curated record. The transcript has 49 exons. Gene Ontology annotation, molecular function: ABC-type transporter activity; ATP hydrolysis activity; ATP binding. Lineage: Eukaryota; Metazoa; Chordata; Mammalia; Carnivora; Felidae. Gene Ontology annotation, biological process: visual perception; lipid transport; transmembrane transport. Gene Ontology annotation, cellular component: plasma membrane; intracellular membrane-bounded organelle.
AAUCACCCAGAGAAGGACACAGUGGCCCGAGACAGAGGUGCUCUGAGCGGUGUUGUAUGUCCGUUGCUGUCCCUCCAUAAACCGAGGGCUUGGAGUGAUCUCCUGUUCCUGUGGCCACCGCCAUGGGCUUUGUGAGACAGAUCCAGCUUUUGCUCUGGAAGAACUGGACCCUGAGGAAAAGGCAAAAGAUUCGCUUUGUGGUGGAACUUGUAUGGCCUUUAUCUUUAUUUCUGCUCUUGAUCUGGUUAAGGAAUGUCAACCCGCUCUACAGCCAACAUGAAUGCCAUUUUCCCAACAAGGCGAUGCCCUCAGCAGGAAUGUUGCCGUGGCUUCAGGGGAUGUUCUGCAAUGUGAACAAUCCUUGUUUUCAAAGUCCCACCCCGGGAGAAUCUCCUGGAAUUGUGUCAAACUAUAACAACUCCAUCUUGGCACGAGUGUUUCGAGAUUUUCAAGAACUCCUUAUGGAUGCACCAGAGAGCCAGCACCUUGGCCAUGUUUGGAAAGAACUUCAAACUUUUUCCCAACUCAUGGACACCCUCCGGACUCACCCUGAGAGAGUUGCAGGAAGAGGGAUACGAAUUCGGGAUGUCCUAAAAGAUGAAGAAACACUGACGCUAUUUCUCAUGAAAAAUAUUGGCCUGUCUGACUCAGUCGUCUACCUUCUGGUCAACUCCCAAGUUCGUCCUGAGCAGUUUGCUCAUGGAGUCCCAGACCUGACACUGAAGGACAUCGCCUGCAGCGAGGCCCUCCUGGAGCGCUUCUUAAUCUUUAGCCAGCGCCGUGGGGCACAGACAGUGCGUGAUGCCAUGUGCUCCCUCUCCCAGGGCACCCUCCAGUGGGUGGAAGACACUCUGUAUGCCAACGUGGACUUCUUCAAGCUCUUCCGUGUGCUUCCCACACUCCUGGACAGCAGUUCUCCAGGUAUCAAUCUGAGAUCGUGGGGAAGAAUAUUAUCUGUUAUGUCAUCAAGAAUUCAAGAGUUCGUUCAUCAACCGAGUGUUCAAGACUUGCUGUGGGUGACCAGGCCUCUCAUGCAGGCUGGGGGUCCAGAGACCUUCACACAGCUGAUGAGCAUCCUGUCUGACCUCUUGUGUGGCUACCCAGAGGGAGGAGGCUCUCGAGUGUUCUCCUUCAACUGGUAUGAAGACAAUAACUAUAAGGCCUUCCUAGGGAUUGACUCCACAAGGAAAGAUCCUGUCUAUUCUUAUGACAAAAGAACAACGACCUUUUGUAAUGCAUUGAUCCAGAGCCUGGAGUCAAACCCUCUCACCAAAAUAGCCUGGAGGGCAGCAAAACCUUUGCUGAUGGGAAAAAUCCUCUUUACUCCAGAUUCUCCUGCAGCUCGCAGAAUACUGCAGAAUGCCAACUCAACUUUUGAGGAGCUGGAGCGCCUUAGGAAGUUGGUCAAAGCUUGGGAAGAAGUAGGCCCUCAGAUCUGGUACUUCUUUGACAAGAGCACACAGAUGACCAUGAUCAGAGACACCCUGCAGAACCCAACAGUGAAAGACUUCUUGAAUAGUCAGCUUGAUGAGGAAGGUAUUACUGUAGAAACUGUGCUGAACUUCCUGUAUAAGGGUCCUCAAGAGAAUCAGGCUGAUGACGUGGCCAACUUUGACUGGAGGGAUGUAUUUAACGUCACUGAUCGCACCCUACGCCUGGCUAGUAGAUAUCUGGAGUGCUUGAUCCUGGAUAAGUUUGAAAGCUAUGAUGAUGAAAUUCAGCUCACUCAACGAGCCCUGUCUCUGCUGGAGGAAAACAGGUUCUGGGCUGGUGUCGUGUUCCCUGACAUGUAUCCCUGGACCAGUGCCCUGCCACCCCACGUGAAGUACAAGAUCCGGAUGGACAUAGAUGUGGUGGAGAAAACCAAUAAGAUCAAGGACAGGUACUGGGAUUCUGGUCCCAGAGCCGAUCCUGUGGAAGAUUUCCGAUACAUCUGGGGAGGGUUUGCCUAUCUGCAGGAUAUGAUCGAACAGGGGAUCACAAGGAGUCAGGCGCAGGUUGAAGUUCCCGUUGGAAUCUAUCUCCAGCAGAUGCCUUAUCCCUGCUUUGUGGAUGACUCUUUUAUGAUCAUCCUGAACCGCUGUUUCCCUAUCUUCAUGGUGCUGGCCUGGAUCUACUCUGUCUCCAUGACUGUAAAGAGCAUCGUCUUAGAGAAGGAGUUGCGACUGAAGGAGACCUUGAAAAAUCAGGGUGUCUCCAAUGCAGUGAUUUGGUCUACCUGGUUCCUGGACAGCUUCUCUAUCAUGUCAAUGAGCAUCUUCCUUCUGACCACAUUCAUCAUGCAUGGAAGGAUCCUGCAUUACAGCAAUCCAUUCAUCCUCUUCCUGUUCCUGUUGGCCUUCUCCACUGCUACGAUCAUGCAGUGCUUCCUGCUCAGCACCUUCUUCUCCAGGGCCAGCCUGGCAGCAGCCUGUAGUGGUGUCAUCUACUUCACCCUCUACCUGCCACACAUUCUCUGCUUCGCCUGGCAGGACCGAAUGACGGCUGAUCUGAAGAUGGCUGUGAGCCUGCUGUCUCCUGUGGCAUUUGGGUUUGGCACUGAGUACCUGGUACGUUUUGAGGAGCAAGGCCUGGGGCUGCAGUGGGGCAAUAUCGGGAAUAGCCCCAUGGAAGGGGAUGAAUUCAGCUUCCUGAUGUCUAUGAAGAUGAUGCUCCUUGAUGCUGCUCUGUAUGGACUGCUUGCCUGGUACCUCGACCAGGUUUUUCCAGGGAACUAUGGAACCCCACUUCCUUGGUACUUCCUUCUGCAAGAGUCCUAUUGGCUUGGUGGUGAAGGCUGUUCAACCAGAGAAGAAAGGGCCCUGGAAAAGACGGAACCCAUAACAGAGGAAAUGGAGGAUCCGGAACACCCAGAAGGGACCCAUGACUCCUUCUUUGAACGAGAGCUUCCGGGCUUGGUUCCUGGGGUAUGUGUGAAAAAUCUGGUAAAGAUUUUUGAGCCCUACAGCAGGCCAGCCGUGGACCGUCUUAACAUUACCUUCUACGAGAACCAGAUCACUGCGUUGCUUGGUCACAAUGGAGCAGGGAAAACCACCACCUUGUCCAUCCUGACGGGUCUGUUGCCACCAACAUCAGGGACUGUGCUCAUUGGGGGAAAGGACAUUGAAACCAGCCUGGAUGCAGUCCGACAGAGUCUUGGCAUGUGUCCACAGCACAACAUCCUGUUCCACCACCUCACAGUGGCUGAACACAUCCUGUUCUACUCCCAGCUGAAAGGGAAGUCCUGGGAGGAGGCCCAGCUGGAGAUGGAAGCCAUGUUGGAGGACACAGGCCUCCACCACAAGAGGAAUGAAGAAGCUCAGGAUCUGUCAGGUGGCAUGCAGAGGAAGCUGUCUGUUGCCAUUGCCUUCGUGGGAGGUGCCAAGGUGGUUAUUCUGGAUGAGCCUACCUCUGGGGUGGACCCCUAUUCGAGACGCUCAAUUUGGGACCUGCUUCUGAAGUAUCGCUCAGGCAGAACCAUCAUCAUGUCCACUCAUCACAUGGAUGAGGCUGACCUCCUCGGGGACCGCAUCGCCAUCAUUUCCCAGGGAAGGCUCUAUUGCUCAGGCACCCCACUCUUCCUGAAGAACUGCUUUGGCACAGGCUUCUACUUAACUUUGGUGCGCAAGAUGAAAAACAUCCAGAGCCAAAGAACAGGCUAUGAGGGGACCUGCAGCUGUGCAUCUCAGGGUUUCUCUACCAGGUGUCCAGCCCACAUAGACGAGAUAAGUCCGGAACAAGUCUUAGAUGGGGAUGUGAAUGAACUGAUGGAUAUGGUACAGCACCAUGUUCCAGAGGCAAAGCUGGUGGAAUGCAUUGGUCAAGAACUUAUCUUCCUUCUUCCAAAUAAGAAUUUCAAGCAGAGAGCAUACGCCAGCCUUUUCAGAGAGCUCGAGGAAACACUGGCCGAACUGGGGCUCAGCAGUUUUGGAAUUUCUGACACUCCCCUGGAAGAGAUUUUUCUGAAGGUCACGGAAGAUUCUGAUUCAGGACUCUUGUUUGCUGGUGGUGCUCCACAGAAAAGAGAAAACACCAGUCUCCGACACCCUAUGGAGAAGGCCAGACAGAUUCCCCUGGGCUCCAAUGGCUGCUCUGCAGAGCCAGCUCCUCACCCAGAGGACCACUCUUUCUCGAAGCCAGAGGAACGCAGCCGGCUCAACACAGGAGCACAGCUCAUCAUCCAACAUAUGCAGGCAUUGCUGGUCAAGCGAUUCCACCACGCUGCUCGCAGCCACAAGGACUUCCUGGCCCAGAUUGUGCUUCCGGCCACUUUUGUGUUUUUGGCUCUGAUGCUUUCCAUCAUCGUCCCUCCCUUUGGUGAAUAUCCUGCUUUGAUCCUUCACCCCUGGAUGUAUGGGCAGCAGUACACUUUCUUCAGUUUGGACCAGCCAGGCAGUGAGCAGCUUGCAGCACUUGCAGACGUCCUCCUGAACAAGCCGGGCUUUGGCAACCGCUGCCUGAAGGAAGAGUGGCUUCCGGAGUACCCCUGUGGCAAUUCAACCCCCUGGAAGACUCCGUCUGUGUCCCCAAACAUCACCCACCUGUUCCAGAAGCAGAAAUGGACACCAGACGACCCCUCGCCUUCCUGCAGGUGCAGCACCAGAGAGAAGCUCACCAUGCUCCCUGAGUGCCCAGAGGGCGCAGGGGGGCUCCCACCCCCUCAGAGAAUACAGCACAGCUCUGAAAUUCUACAAGAUCUUACAAACAGGAACAUCUCUGACUUCUUGGUAAAAACAUAUCCUGCUCUUAUACGAAGCAGCUUAAAGAGCAAAUUCUGGGUCAAUGAACAGAGGUACGGAGGAAUUUCCAUCGGAGGAAAGCUCCCGGUUCUUCCCAUCACUGGGGAAGCACUCGUUGGAUUUUUAAGCCACCUUGGCCAGAUAAUGAAUGUGAGCGGGGGCCCCAUCACCAGAGAGGCCUCUAAAGAAAUGCCUGCUUUCCUGAAACAUCUAGAAACUGAAGACAACAUUAAGGUAUGGUUUAACAACAAAGGUUGGCAUGCCCUGGUGAGCUUUCUCAACGUGGCUCAUAACGCCAUCUUGCGGGCCAGCCUGCACAAGGACAAGAACCCUGAGGAGUAUGGCAUCACCGUCAUAAGCCAGCCCCUGAACCUGACCAAGGAGCAGCUCUCAGAGAUCACAGUGCUGACUACUUCGGUAGAUGCUAUGGUUGCCAUCUGUGUGAUUUUCGCCAUGUCCUUCAUCCCAGCCAGCUUUGUCCUUUAUUUGAUCCAGGAGAGGGUAAACAAAGCCAAGCAUCUCCAGUUUGUCAGUGGAGUGAGCCCCAUAACCUACUGGCUGACCAACUUCCUCUGGGACAUUAUGAAUUAUACUGUGAGCACUGCUUUGGUGGUGGGCAUCUUUAUUGGGUUUCAGAAGAAAGCCUACACUUCUCCGGAAAAUCUUCCUGCCCUUGUUGCACUGCUCAUGCUGUACGGAUGGGCAGUCAUUCCCAUGAUGUACCCAGCAUCCUUCCUGUUUGAUAUCCCCAGCACAGCCUAUGUGGCCUUGUCUUGUGCUAAUCUGUUCAUCGGUAUCAACAGCAGUGCCAUCACCUUCAUCUUAGAAUUGUUUGAGAAUAACCAGACGCUACUCAGAUUCAACGCCAUGCUGAGGAUGCUGCUCAUUAUCUUUCCCCACUUCUGUCUGGGCCGGGGCCUCAUUGAUUUGGCACUGAGCCAGGCCGUGACCGAUGUCUACGCCCGGUUUGGUGAGGAGCACUCUUCAAAUCCAUUCCAGUGGAACCUGAUUGGGAAGAACCUGGUUGCCAUGGCAGUAGAAGGGGUGGUGUACUUCCUCCUGACUCUCCUCAUCCAGCACCACUUCUUUCUCAUCCAAUGGGUUGCCGAGCCUGCUAAGGAGCCCAUUAUAGAUGAAGAUGAUGAUGUGGCUGAAGAAAGACAAAGAAUUAUUAGUGGGGGAAAUAAAACUGAUAUCUUAAGGCUAAAUGAACUGACCAAGAUUUAUUCAGGCUCCUCCAGCCCAGCUGUGGACAGGCUGUGUGUCGGAGUCCGGCCUGGAGAGUGCUUUGGUCUUCUGGGAGUGAAUGGAGCUGGCAAAACAACCACGUUCAAGAUGCUUACUGGGGAUACCACAGUGACUUCAGGCGAUGCCACUAUAGCAGGCAAGAGUAUUUUAACCAAUAUAUCUGAUGUCCAUCAAAGUAUGGGCUACUGUCCUCAGUUUGAUGCAGUCGAUGACCUGCUCACAGGGCGAGAACAUCUUUAUCUUUAUGCCCGUCUUCGAGGCGUACCAGCAGAUGAAAUCGAAAGGGUGACAAACUGGAGUAUUCAGAGCCUGGGCCUGUCUCUUUAUGCAGACCGCCUGGUUGGCACCUAUAGUGGAGGCAAUAAGCGGAAACUCUCCACAGCCAUUGCACUGAUAGGCUGCCCGCCUCUGGUGCUGCUGGAUGAGCCCACCACGGGCAUGGAUCCCCAGGCACGCCGCAUGUUGUGGAACAUCAUCGUGAGCAUCAUCAGAGAAGGGAGAGCUGUGGUCCUCACAUCCCACAGCAUGGAAGAAUGUGAGGCUCUGUGUACCCGGCUGGCCAUCAUGGUAAAAGGCACCUUUCAGUGUCUGGGCACCAUUCAGCACCUCAAGUACAAGUUUGGAGAUGGCUACAUUGUCACAAUGAAAAUCAAAUCCCCAAAGGAAGACUUGCUUCCGGACCUGAAUCCAGUGGAGCAGUUCUUCCAGGGGAAUUUCCCGGGCAGCGUGCAGAGGGAGAGACACUACAACAUGCUCCAGUUCCAGGUCUCCUCCUCCUCCCUGGCCCGGAUCUUCCGGCUGCUCAUCUCCCACAAGGACAGCCUGCUCAUCGAGGAGUACUCAGUCACGCAGACCACACUGGACCAGGUAUUUGUGAAUUUUGCUAAACAGCACACUGAAAUUCAUGACCUCCCUUUGCACCCUCGAGCUGCUGGAGCAAGCCGACAAGCCAAGGUACUCCUGUCACUCUCUCCUAGUUCACUAUUUGAGGCACAUCCUCAGCCUGCGGACUGGUCCACUGGGCCUGAGGGACCCCAAGGCCCAGAUACGCCUCCCACAGAGAACUCCACCCACACCACAUCACCACAUCCCUGCCACUCCCCACCAGUUCUGAGCUAAGGCCUGUUCAGUCAGUGGUUGUGUAGUUUCCUUUUGUGAUCAGGGAGCCAUCUGGGUGGUGUGGGAGAGUGUUUUUGAAAAGAAUUUUCCCGUAUGUUUUUGCUUAUAAUGAAAAAACUUGGAUUUUGGAAAUAUGACGCAGGGAAAAUAGAGAAUAUUUAAAUGCUUGGGUUGUUGGGAUACUUGACAUUUAUGUUUUUGGUCAUAUGUUUGAGUUUCAUAGGAAGGAAAUUAAUUGACACUCCAUUUCAAUGGUGGACAUAUUUGGUUAGAGCAAAGAUUGUCUAUUUUGGGAAGAGGGCUCUUUGUUCUUUAUAAAAAUGUCAAGGGGCCCCUGGCUGACUCAGUCAGUGGAGCAUGCUACUCUUGACCUUGGGGUUGUGAGUUUGAGCUCUAUGUUGGGUGUAGAGAUUACUUAAAAAAUAAUUAAUUUAAAAAAUGUAUCAAGAUGGUGGAGGAAGAAGCAACAGAAGGUAUGUCCUGGCCUGUGAUAACCUUUGGGUUAGGUGCUUCCAGGAGCCUCUCCUGGCAUGGUGAUCCAUGUAAGGAGCAUGUCCACCUCAUCCCAGUUGCCAGAAAGAGAGAGAGAGAGCAAAGUACUGCAGGAGGCACCAGGAUCCAAGUGCCUUGGCUGAAGCCUGGGAAUUUUUUUUUUUUUAAGGAGGGUCCAUGCCCAACAUGGGGCAUGAACUCAGGACCCUGAGAUUGAGAGUCUUAUGCUCUACUGACUGAGCCAGCCAGGCAUCCCAAGCCUGGGAUUUUAAAGGGACAAAUUAAUUCAGCCAUUCUAUCCAAACUUACCUGGAGAAUAAAGUCAAAGCAGUUUUACAAUAAGUAAAGAUGUGCAAAACCUUAUUUCCUAUAAAAUUCUCAUUCCUCCCACAGGCUUCUUAAUUGCAAAAAACACACAAAUCUUGCCAUGGAUUGAAACACUUGUUUUCAAGGCCAUGCUUGCAAUGAAUUUUUCCCUUUGCUCUUGACCAGUAGAGAUCUAAUAGCUACUUGACAAGGUUAACCUUGCCCCCACCCCAUCUCCCUAGAGGACCCAGAAAGGCCUAAAUAAAGGCAUCUGUCCAGGUAAUGAUAGUUCUGCUAAUAUUUUCUGGCCACUCUUCCUCAUUUAUAAAUCUUAUACUUGAUGUUUACACCUGUAGAAAAUUAUUCUUUGAACGCCAUUUCCAGUUAUGAAUAUCUUUUGUAACUUAAAAUACAUCACUGGGCAGCAAAAGUAUUUCUUAGAACUGGCAAUGGUCUCCCCACCACCACCCAGUAUAAAGGGAUAAACCAGGUCAUCCCUAGGCCAGGCAGGGGCCGCUGAUUGUCUGUGAUCUGCAGCAUUUAAUUCCAAAAUUGUCCCUCUUCUUGGAUGUGACCAUUUUUCUAUUUUGUUUGCCACAUUUUAGUAUACAAAUAUUAGAAAACCUACUGCAACACAUUUAUUAAAUUGGCACAUUUUUAUAAUAAAUUUGUGACUUAAACCCUAAGUCUGACUUAAUGAUAUAUUACCUUUAUAAAGGUUUGCAAAAAUCCUCUUGUAUAACAUUGUAUGUAAAUAAAUGUCAUGAAACCAAUAGUAACUACAUUCUUGUUUACAUUGUACUACUUUAAAAUAAUUUCCCUUAAUGUCUCUUACAAACAAGAAAAAGGUCAUGUCUCUCAAUAAGUUCUAGUAAACAUUCACCACUUGCCUCCAAACAAAUGUGAGAGCACAGCUUGACGAAAUUCAGCAGGCUGGUGGCUUCCCAGCCCCAAUUUGUGAGCAAGGACCACACCAACAUUUCAUUAUCUUCAGAGCAGUGUGACUACUUAUCAAGGAUGUUUUGAGUUCUUAAAGUACUCAGUACUGGAAAAUAUCUUUUGGGAUGAGGUUUAUAGAGGGUCACAAUCUGUUUUAUGGAAACAAGUAAGGGUCAAGGUUUUGAUAGAAAACUAGUAGAUAGAUGAUCAGUCAACUACGGUUUAUGAUUGAGUGACCAUCACAUGUGUUUCCAGAAUCAGGAACAACUCAGACGAGUUCCUGACCCUUAUUCUUUUUUUUUUUUUUUUUUUGGUAUGCAAUUUUUUUUAACUGAAAUGUAAUUGACAUACAAUAUUACUUUCAGGCGUACAACAUAAAAUGUUGUAAAACUGUAGUGAUUUGGCAGUUAUAUUCAUUACAAAUGCUCAUGAUAGUCACCAUACAACAUUGUUACAAUAUUAUUGACUGUAUUCCCUAUGCCAUUCUUUUCAUCCCCAUGACUUAUUUAUUUUAUAACUGCAAGUUUGUACAUCUUUAUCAUCUUUACCUAUUUCAUCCAUGCCCCCCACCCCUCCCUCUGGCAACCGCCAGUUUAUUCUCUGUAUUUAUGAGUGUUUCUGACUUAUUUGUUUUGAUUUUUAGGUUACACAUACAAGUGAAAUCACAUGGUAUCUGUCUUUCUGUCUUAUUUCAGUUAGCAUCAUAGCCUCUAGGUCCAUCCAUGUUGUCAUGAAUGGCAAGAUUUCAUUCUUUUAUGGCUGAAUUAUAUUGCAUUGUAUGUAUGUGUGUGUGUGUGUGUGUGUGUGUGUGUGUGUGGGUGUGUUUGUCACAUCUUUUUCUUUAGUUUUUUUAUUUGAGUAUAGUUGACACACAAUGUUAUGUUUCAGGUAUACAACAUAAUAAUUCAACUUCUCUAUACCUUAUGCUAUGCUUACCACAAUAUACCACAUCUUUAUCCAUUCAUCUCUCAGUGGACACUUGGGAUGCUUCCAUAUCUUGGCUAUUGUAAAUAAUGCUGCAAUAAACAGAGGAGUGCAUGUA